UGAGCCAUUUUCCCAUUGAAACUUGGUCACAUAUCAUCCACACAAUAAGUUCCCAACUGUCAUCUCUGAUUCUGAUAACACAAAGACACCAACCGUCCACUUCAUUUCCUCCCCCUCCAAACAAAAUCCAAGGAAAAGCAUGAGAAACUAGAUAGAUAAACUGGAGAAAGUAGACAGACAACUAUGUCUGUGGCAUCAUCAUCUUCAUUCCAAUGCAUCAGACUCCCAAACCCAUCAUCUCCUUCACCUUCUUUUUUUUCUUCGUCAUCAUCCACUACCUUUAGGACAAUACUUACCAUAAGGAGCUCACAAACUGAGGGUCCUUUGAGAAGGCCAGUGGCUCCAGCACCUCCAAAACCUGUCCCACCUUCACCGCCGUCGUCUUCUUCGCCGCUAUCUGCCCCCCAGAAGCCAAAUCCGGUGGCGAUGGUGGAGGAUAAGAAUUUAAUAACGUUUGAGUUUCAGAGACAGAAGGCUAAGGAGCUUCAAGAGUACUUCAAGCAGAAGAAGCUUGAGGAAGCUGAUAAGGGUCCUUUCUUUGGUUUCAUUAGCAAGAAUGAAAUUGGCAAUGGCAGAUGGGCAAUGUUUGGUUUCGCUGUCGGAAUGUUAACGGAGUAUGCAACAGGCUCAGAUUUUGUUGAUCAAGUUAAGAUCCUCCUCUCCAAUUUUGGGAUAGUGGAUCUGGAAUGAGUACUUUUGCUGGGUGUUCAAGGUCAUCAGUGCUCAUUUUCUCUGCAAUUGUUGUAAUCAUAUCCAAUGUUUUGCUGUAAUUUCCUCGAGUAAUUUGUUUGAUUAUAUUUCACCCAAAUCACUAGAUUGGAAUAUGAUCUAUACCAACACUCUGUUCAGUUUUUCAAAAUACAAAAGCUUGCUUUUGCAAUGCAGUUAUACCCUUGAUCUACUGAUCCAAUGAUGCUAAUCUCUUGCAUGCAUAUUUUGUUAAUUGGCCACUAUGCAGUGA
This is a messenger RNA of Ilex paraguariensis (yerba mate), 961 nucleotides long. NCBI's taxonomy places the organism in Eukaryota, Viridiplantae, Streptophyta, Magnoliopsida, Aquifoliales, Aquifoliaceae. The record is from the annotation of a GenBank genome assembly.